Molecule: messenger RNA, 3352 nt
Organism: Frankliniella occidentalis (western flower thrips)
Lineage: Eukaryota; Metazoa; Arthropoda; Insecta; Thysanoptera; Thripidae
Exons: 12
Coding region: 145-2958 (937 amino acids)
Source: RefSeq, a predicted model, not a curated record
GGGAGGGGCACACUGGGUGCGCCCCGUGCGAAACGGCAUUCGUCAUACCUCAGUCGAGAGAGAAGUGCCGUUUCACCUGCUUGGAUAUUGAGACUCGUAUGCAGCGGCCUCUUACCCGAAAGGGAAUAAUGUGACACCGCGACGAUGGAGUCCUGGACACUCGUCAUCCUGGCGCUCGCCGCCACCUUGCAUUGCAGGGGUGCGGGGAGCGAGCGCCUGGGCCUCUCCCCGGGCAGCAGAGUCAGGGCCUCCGUGAGGGGGCUGCCGCGGAACCUGGUGGCCUGCUACAGUGACCCGCGCCUGUUCGCGCGCGAGACCAGGAUCCCGAUGACCAUGGCUAACCUGGUGGAUCUCGUGCAGCGAGUUGAACGACAGCCGGGCUUCGUCGCGGACCUGCGUGUUGUGACCACCACGUUGCUGCACAGGUUCCGCGUGGACGGCCUGGAGCGCGAUCCUCUGGUGGCCGCCGCCCCCGGGGUCACGCCCUACCGGCUCACAGGGCUGCAGCACACCCGCCACAACGUCCUCACGGGCCGGCUGCUCUCCGGCAGCCCCGACUUGUUCCCCGACGGCUCGCUCACCGCCCAACAGGAGUGCGCCCUCCACUGGAUGUUGUCCUCGGCCGUGGACCCCUGGGAGCGCGGCGACGAGAGGUGGCUCUGCCCUCACGUGCCCACCCCUCGCUCCAACGCGCCGCCGAGCGGCGCGCGCCGCAACCCGGCCGGCGGGGAGGUGUUCAAGCCGCGGCUCUACCCGGACCCGCAGCGGGACGUGGGGCCCUGGGGCGGCGUCAACGUCUCCCCGCCUCCGCCGGUCCAGGACGCCGUCAGCUCGGCGUGGAGCGCCUGCCCCGUGGAGGAGGGCGUGGUGGAGGCGGGCAGCGCGGGCGGCAGCGUGGCGGUGGGGACGGUGCUCGCGGGGCUGGCCGCGGGGCUGCAGCCCCAGGAGGUCCCGCUCGCCUCCCUGCUCAGCGCGACGCACCUCGCCAGGCUGCGCGCCGACGGCGGCCGCGACACGGACACCGUGGACAACCUCUGGGCCGCCACGCUGUCCGGCGACCUGGCCGAGGUGUCGGCCUACCAGGGGCCCGUGUCCGCGGCCGCCGGCGGGCUGGUGCUGGGCCCCGGCGGCGCGUGGAACGACUCGCUGAUCCCGCGGGUGCGCUAUCUGUCCCGGGAACGGCCGGGCUCGCCGGAGCUGUCCCCGGUGCGCCACUGGGACAUGACCGACGCCGAGAUCCGCGGCGGGUUCGACGGGCUGGCGCUCGGCUGGCGCGUGGGCCGCUGGGCGCAGGAGACGGGCCGGCUGCGCCUGUCGCAGAUCCUCGACAUGUACUACUCGACCAAGGGGAGUGCCUUCGACGAGGACGUCAAGGCCUGCCGGCGGGGCCCCACUUCCGCAGCCGUCUUCUCUCCAGACACGCUGUUCAAGCAGACGUCGAGGUUCGCGCGGACUCUCACCGACUCGUCGCCGGACGCCCCCUACAUGACGGAGGCGGCGCUCACCAACUUCACCACCUCCUCCGUCAGGGCCUUCCUGAGGUACGCAGGCGACCUGCUCAACGCUGACGUUUGCGACCCAGCGCCGGUGCUGAGUGUGCGCGUCAACGCCCUCGUGGUCCUGGACACGACGUGGACUCGGACGGACGCCUUUGCUUUCCUCGCGACGCUGACAAGCGUAGUCGGCAUCGACGUCGGUCUCUUCGGCUCCCGGAUCGCCGUGAUGAACGGCGGGGUUGGCGGCCCCACGGGCGGCCACUGGAUCGUCAACUUCACCGACAGCCCCGUGCAGCUGGCCACCGAGUGGGCGCGCGUCGACGCCGUGGACGACAUCUGGCCGACGUACCUCGACCUGCCGUGGACACUCAUGGCGGUCAUCGAGCACAUGCAGGCCAAGGCCGAGGCCGAGUCGGCGCGCGGCACCGCGGGCAGCACCCACGGCGACGUCGUGGUCAUCCUGGCCACAGAGUCCACCGUCAGUGACACGGACCUGCGCCACGCCAAGGCCCUCGUGCCAAAGCUCAAGGAACUCAACCCAGAUACCCGCUUGCUGUACAUCGUCACGGAGAUGGGUGAAGCCCGAUUCCAGGAGCUCGUCAACCUCAACCUGGAAUGGGAAGACGCUGUUGUCGUGGUUGACGAUCUUUCGCCGGCCUCCGUCGCGCAUGCGGUCACCAACCAACUCCGCGAGGCGCCGGGCCGGCUCGUGCCCCCGGAGUGCGUGCUGGCGCAGGGCGGCGCCUCUCUGGGCGCCUCCAGCACGGCCCGGCCGGCGGGACACGUCCCCGUCGGCAGCCCCGGCGCCUGGCCCGUGCAGCACGGCGCGCACGUCUGGGCCGCCCCCGGGGUGCGCCGCCCCCAGGCCCGCGGCGCCCGCCCCCGCGACGGGGCGGCCUCCCCGGGCGGCGGUUGGGGCGGCGGCCAGCUCGAGGACUACGUCUCACCGGGACAGCUUCGCCUGUACCGGAUCAACUCGGUUUACCUUCGGCCCGGGCAUCCAGCGAGCGUGCAGAUCGUGGGCGAGGACUACGGCGACCUGCGCCUGUGCGUGUGGCGGGGCGCCGCACCCGGGGGCCCCACGGCCGCCAUGAGGGCCGCGCUCCGGGCCGAGGAGGACGGCGGCCUGGACGACGAGGACGUCGACGGAGCCCCGCAGGUGGAGUGCGUCAACAUGGAGGGCUCCGGGGAGGGCAACGUGACCAUCGGCGAGCCGUGCGCCGGCGGAUGCGCGCCCCUGUACGUCAGCGUAUACGGCACCAAGUCGUACUUCAAGUGCACAGAGGACGAUUGCCGGUACCCGGACGAGAUGAGGUACUUGUUGCGGCCCAGCGGCGUGCUGUGCGUCGGCGCCGAGCCCGUGGCCGCGCCGGCCUCCGCACCGCUCCGCACCUCCCCGUCAGUCCCGCUGUGCGUCGCUGGUCUGCUCCUACAGGUGCUGCUCGUGCUGGCCGUCAGAUGAUGCCCGUGAGCAAAUGGGCACAUUUGACUGUUUUUGUUUUCCUAACCAGCCCAUGUCAUUAGUUGUAACAUUGUCAGUUCGACACUUUGGUCCUCAGUAGACGGGAAGAAAUGAAUUAACGAGCGAGAGGAUAAUUUGAAGUACGAAGACUGGUACUGCAGCGGAUUGACGGGUCGAAGCCUCGGGAAUGGCACGUAUUUUAUUGUCUACUUUACUCAUCAACUGCCAUAAACAUAAUUUAUUUGAGAAAAAUAUAAUUUAUAGUCUUUAGUUUAGCCAAUGUAAAGGUAUAAAUACACUAGCCUAGCAUGUAGAAACACUAAUUUGUUUGGUGUCCCUCAAUUAUUUAUUUCAUCAAAUAAAAAAUAAUGAGAGUAACAGUUCAUAAACUAUA